Pseudogymnoascus destructans is the source of this 933-nucleotide messenger RNA. RefSeq lists its product as uncharacterized. Bases 321 to 848 code for a protein of 175 amino acids. Lineage: Eukaryota; Fungi; Ascomycota; Leotiomycetes; Thelebolales; Thelebolaceae. The record is from RefSeq and is a predicted model, not a curated record. The transcript has 2 exons.
GGGUGGAACACCGAGUACCUGGCUGGGGCCAUGUUGUCGUCUGAGCCUUGCGUUAGAAACCAACAUUUGAUGCAUAUGCGGCGCCGCAUUUAACAGCCCACGAAAUAUGUUGACGCGACCAGAUUGAGCGACUCGCAUAUUGCGAAGUCGAAUUUGACAGGAGCCUCGUCAGUAAACUUAGGCAACAGAGUUAGCUCUAGGUAGAUUGGCGGGGUAGAAGGUUGUAAUUGAAAGGUUUAAUGCCUAUAAAAUGAACAGCAUCCGCAAUCUGUUCGACCUGAUCCUCAAAACUGUGUAGUUUGUCAAUUCUCUUCCCGAAGAUGUCAUCAAGAGCAUUCUCGACAGCCCUUCACCGUGCGAAGGCGCUAAACUGGAAGCUGAACGGUACAACCCAAGAUAUAGAAUGGGCUAAGCAGUCAGUUGAGGCCUCCAUCGACCAAAUACCAGCACUCGCCGGCAAGGUAGAUAGUGCGGUCAUCAAUGGAGACCCACAUCCUACAGGCGACGAUCCGAUGCACGUGUCAGGCGUGAUCGGAAAGAGGAGUCUGAAGGGGAAGAAUCGAGUUACUUCGUUUCACGCGUAUCCAAAUGGAGUGGUGAAGUUUUCUAACAAAUCGCUGCCAACUGUCCAAGUUAAUAUAAGCGGGACCGCAGCAGCGGGUUCGGCAUUGGGUUCAGCAUCGGGUACAGCCUCAGGUACAGCAGCAGGAGCGGCAUCGGGAAGUGGUAAACCACAGGCAGAGUACUGGACUUGGAGUGCCGAGUACAAUGAUCAUUACCAUUGGAACGAGGAUGGAAGCUGUGUGUGGCAUAAGGCUAGUUCAAACGGGAGCGGCAAAGCGAAGUAGUUAGUGGGUGGGGCAUGGGCUGCGGGAUGUUAUAUGAAGCAAGCUGAACUGUUUCAAUAGCGACGUAGUAUCCAAGUGAGAGAGU